UGCUCAACAUGGAGACCUUCUUCUGCCGCCCCUCUGUUAAUAAAGUACCAUAUAGCGAAUUUUGCUUUGUUGUAAAACCACAGCAAGUGAAUAGACAUUUCCUUCCACCCACACAUGUGACGAAAACGGGAAACGACAUUGGGGUUCCGGCCACAGCUUCAGCUGAAGAACUUGGAACGGCCAGCUUGCGACCCAGGACCCCAACAGUACUGUGUGGCAGAGGCGCUGUGUUUGGAAGUCCCGGUAUCACGGCCCCCCAGAUGGGGCCUGGACUACCCGUCUUGACGGCCUUGCUGCUUCUGGCCCUGGCGCCACCGCCGGAAGCCUCCCAGUACUGCGGCCGCCUUGAAUACUGGAACCCAGACAACAAGUGCUGCAGCGUCUGCCUGCAGCGCUUCGGGCCGCCCCCCUGCCCAGACUACGAGUUCGAGGAAAACUGCGGGCUCAAUGACCACGGCGAUAUCGUAAAGCAAGCGUUCCGAAGGUGUCCUCCUGGGUGGUGCAACCCCGACGGCGCCGAGCUAUGUAGCCCCUGCGGCGGCAGAGCCACGAUCCCCGCUCCCGCCGCGGGCAGGGGCAGAACCCCGUGGCGCUGCAGAGAGAGGCCGGUCCCUGCCAAGGGGCACUGCACCCGCACACCUGGAAACCCAGGUGCCACUACCUCCCAGGAGCGCACCUCACCAGCAAGUUCCAUUGCUUCGAGGACGCCUGAACCUGUCCCUGGGCAGACGUUGCCGAGUUUCAUCCCGCUCUUGGUUCUGGUCCUGCUCCCGACUUUGGUGGUGACAGCGAUCCUCCUGUUUGCUCUGCUCUGGCACUUCUGCUGGCCCAAGGGGAAAGUGGACCCCUAUCCCUAUCCUGGCUUGGUCUGCGAAGUCCCCAAUACCCACACCCCCUCGAAUUUGUGCUCCCCAGGCGCCCUGGAGACAGGGGACACAUGGAAGGAGGUUUCUCUACUUCCACUCCUGAGCAGGGAACUGCUCAGUCUGGCAUCACAGCCCCUGUCUCGCCUCCUGGAUGAGCUGGAGGUGCUGGAAGAGCUGAUUGUACUGCUGGACCCUGAGCCUGGCCCAGGUGGGGGCAUGGCCCAUGGCACUACUCGACACCUGGCCGCAAGAUAUGGGCUGCCUGCUGCCUGGUCCACCUUUGCCUACUCGCUGAGGCCGAGUCGCUCGCCACUGCGGGCUCUGAUUGAGAUGGUGGUGGCAAGGGAGCCCUCUGCCUCUCUGGGCCAGCUUAGCACACACCUGGCCCAGCUAGGCAGGGCAGAUGCAUUAGGGGUGCUGUCCAAGCUUGGCUGAUCUGGGGUUCACUGGGCUUAACACUCCAUCUUGCUGACUACUAGUCCCAG
This is a messenger RNA of Cebus imitator (Panamanian white-faced capuchin), 1351 nucleotides long. RefSeq names its product IGF like family receptor 1 (gene IGFLR1). The transcript has 5 exons. The record is from RefSeq and is a predicted model, not a curated record. NCBI's taxonomy places the organism in Eukaryota, Metazoa, Chordata, Mammalia, Primates, Cebidae. The coding region runs from base 9 to 1301 and encodes 430 amino acids.